Messenger RNA from Phaethon lepturus (White-tailed tropicbird), 2043 nucleotides. RefSeq names its product WAS protein family, member 2 (gene WASF2). The coding region runs from base 26 to 1393 and encodes 455 amino acids. Gene Ontology annotation, biological process: actin cytoskeleton organization; positive regulation of Arp2/3 complex-mediated actin nucleation. Lineage: Eukaryota; Metazoa; Chordata; Aves; Phaethontiformes; Phaethontidae. The record is from RefSeq and is a predicted model, not a curated record. The transcript is spliced from 9 exons. Gene Ontology annotation, cellular component: cytoskeleton. Gene Ontology annotation, molecular function: actin binding; Arp2/3 complex binding; protein kinase A regulatory subunit binding.
GAACAGUGCCUGAAGCAGGUCCACCAUGCCGUUAGUAACGAGGAACAUUGAGCCAAGGCACCUGUGCCGUCAGACGUUGCCUAGCGUUCGAAGCGAGCUGGAAUGCAUGACCAACAUCACCCUGGCAAAUGUCAUUCGACAGCUGGGCAGCCUGAGUAAAUUUGCAGAAGACAUAUUUGGAGAAUUGUUUACUCAAGCCAACACCUUUGCCUCUCGAAUGAGCGUUCUAGUUGAGAGAGUUGACCGCUUGCAAGUCAAAGUCACUCAGCUGGAUCCCAAAGAGGAAGAAGUCUCCCUGCAAGGCAUUAACACCAGGAAGGCCUUCAAAAGCUCCACUACUCAGGACCAGAAGCUCUUUGACAGAGAUUCGCUCCCCGUGCCUGUCCUUGAAACCUAUAGGACCUGCAAUACUCCUCCACCUCUCAACAUUCUCUCACCUUACAGGGACGAUGGCAAAGAAGCACUUAAAUUCUACACAGAUCCUUCGUAUUUCUUUGAUCUUUGGAAAGAGAAAAUGCUUCAGGACACCAAGGAUAUUAUGAAAGAGAAGCGGAAACAUAGGAAAGAGAAAAAGGAGAAUCCGAACCGAGGAAAUGUGAAUCCGCGGAAAAUCAAAACCCGGAAAGAAGAGUGGGAGAAGCUGAAAAUGGGACAAGAAUUUGUUGAGUCAAAGGACAAACACGGUCCUGCCGGGUACCCCUCUAACAUGGUGUAUCAGAAUGGCAGCAUCGGUUCAAAUGAAAGCAUGGACGUGAACUGCUACCCGCCACCGCCGCAGACUGACUCUAUUGUGCCACCACCUCCUUCAUUCCCAGAUGACAGCCUGCCUCCACCCCCGGUGGAAUUUAGCUAUCCUGUAGACAACCAAAGAGGUUCAGGUUCUGGAGGGACCAAACGAUCCAGCCUGGUUAGCCCAAGUCAUCCGCCACCAGCUCCUCCGAUCGGAUCCCCCUCACCUCCUCACCCCGAGUUUGCUGCCCCGCCACCACCGCCGCCCCCUCCAGCAGUCGAAUAUGCCAGCGUGCUCCCGCCUCCGCUGCCGCAGCCGGGCAAUGGGAGUGCGCCACCACCCCCUCCACCGCCACCACCUCCUGGUCCACCGCCUCUGUCUUCCAGUGGCCUGGAUGGUCCCCCACCCCCUCCACCACCCUCAGACACCUCCUCCUCCAAGCCCAAAUCAUCCUUGCCUGCAGUUAGUGAUGCCAGGAGUGAUCUACUUUCAGCUAUUCGUCAAGGCUUCCAGCUCCGCAAGGUGGAGGAGCAGCGGGAACAGGAGAAGCGGGACGUUGUGGGCAAUGAUGUGGCAACGAUCCUGUCACGCCGCAUCGCUGUGGAGUACAGCGACUCCGAGGACGACUCUUCGGAGUUCGAUGAGGACGAAUGGUCGGAUUAACCAUGGUCCCGUCCCCUUCUUCCCCUUUUCUUCUGGGUUAACAUCUUAAAGAAUCAGGUGGCCCAACCUUCCACCACUUUUUUUUUCAUUCUGUACCCAAAGAUGUGCCAAGGGUUUUCAGACAACCAGCAGCAUGUCUCCCCUCCUCCUUCUCCCCCUCUGGCUUUGGCAGGACUUUGUGCUCUGCCUUUCCAAAAGGUCUCCUCACGGACACUGAGGAUGCGGUGCUGGGAUUUAGCUGGAGGGGGUGUAACGGUUGCUUAUUUAAGAGAGAGCUAAAGCUCCAGGUUCUCGAUGCCACCAGGCAGAGCACAUAUAAACCCUCAGUCCUGAGGGAUUUUUAAAGUAAAGAUGGAUGAUCCUGUUGCGGCCGCGUGGCCUUUCAGAUGAAGGACAUUUUCAGCUAGUUUUCUCAUUGCAACAGCAGACAGUUGAUCUGAUGGCUCUUCCUUUCCAGUGAAUACUGGUAGUGCUGCAAGAAAAUGGGCUUUAAAUGUCUGUUCUCUGCUGCAUCCCACUGUCAAAUAAUCAGUUUUUGUCAACAGUGCACAAUUCUUUCCCCUCUGACCCCCUAGUAUUAUUUCCAGACUACCUUGCAUAGGGUGCGCUUCGUGGCUCUAGGGCUGUGGAGUGCAUUGGGUGCAAUGUGA